UGUUUAAAGUUUGGUCUUCAAUAAAAGUUUGUAUUUAUACAGUGUCGACAUGGGAUGUUUCCAAUCAAAACCAAAGCCAACAGAUAACUUCACGACUAUAAGUGGAGAUGGGGAGGUGAAGCCUAAUGGUGUUGAUAACCCUGCUGCCCCCGAACCAGAGCCUGCUGCUCAAGCUGCAGAAAAGGGCACACUCAGAGCGUUAUAUGAUUAUGACGCUAGAGCCGAGGAAGAUUUACCCUUCAAAAAAGGCGACAUACUGAUCCUAUUAGAUGAUAGUAAUCCUGACUGGUGGUAUGCACGAAGAUCUCAGAGUGGGUCAGGUAGAAACGAGGGAUAUGUUCCGUCUAAUUAUGUUGCCAAAGAAGACACAUUAGAAACCUACGAAUGGUAUAUAGGAAAGAUUUCCAGAAAGGAAUCGGAAAGAAUAUUACUUAGUACCGAAAACGGGCUAGGGUCAUACCUCAUUAGAGAGAGCGAAACUGCACCAGGAAAUUUUGUGUUAUGUGUCCGAAGUUUUCAGGAAGGCAAGGGCGAUGUGGUGAAACAUUACAAGAUCAAGCCAUUAGAUGACAAUAAAGGGUUCUUUAUAACUCCACGGAGGACGUUGCCAAAUCUCCAGGAGUUAAUCAAACACUAUUCUGAAACUGCUGAUGGGUUAGGACAAAAACUAGAAAAACCUUGCACAAAGUCAAAACCAGUCAUAGAUCUGAGCAAAGAUGCAUGGGAAAUUGACCGCGAAUCUCUACAACUGUCCAAGAGGUUAGGAGCUGGUCAGUUUGGGGAAGUUUGGAAAGGAAAAUGGAAUAAGACGACGGAUGUGGCAGUGAAAACCCUAAAGCCAGGCACUAUGUCUAUUGAAGCCUUCCUCUUGGAAGCCAAUAUCAUGAAAAAAUGCAAACACGACAAAUUAGUGCGACUUUAUGCCGUGUGUACUGAUAAGGAACCAAUUUACAUCGUUACUGAGCUGAUGUCCAAGGGCAGUUUACUUGAUUACUUGCGUGGGGAUGAAGGAGCAUCACUAAAAUUUACGCAACUAGUGGACAUUGCUGCACAAGUCGCCAGUGGAAUGGCAUAUCUUGAAGAAAACCACUUUCUGCAUAGAGAUUUGGCAGCACGGAAUGUAUUAGUUGGCGACAACAACUUGGCCAAGGUGGCAGAUUUUGGUUUGGCCAGAUUGAUUGAGGAUGAUGAGUACACGCCUAAGUCAGGUGCUAAAUUCCCAAUAAAAUGGACGGCUCCAGAGGCCGCUCUAUAUGGUCGAUACACAAUUAAAUCUGACGUAUGGUCUUAUGGUAUCCUUCUGGUAGAAAUCGUCACGCGAGGACAAACGCCAUACCCAGGAAUGAUGAACAAAGAAGUUUUAGAACAAGUGGACCGUGGAUACCGAAUGCCUAGUCCCGCCCAUUGCCCUGAGUCUAUGUACGAGAUGAUGCUUAAGUGUUGGGACAAAAAAGCAGCAAAUAGACCUACAUUUGAGUACCUGGCUGGAUUUUUCGAUGACUACUUCAUUUCUACUGAGCCUAAUUAUAAGGACGCCGAUGAUUAUUAACCGUGUAAAAUUUAUAAUGUUCAAGUUUUUAUUUAAGGACCUUUUUUUUAAGAAAAAAAAAGACAAAAUAAUUGUUUUCAGCAAGGAAACAACUUACCUCUUGGUUGUUCAUGUGCAUACCACAAGAGAGAGAGAGAGAGAGAGAGAGAGAGAGAGAGAGAGAGAGAGCAAUCUGUAUUUACAUUAAAGCUAGGUUCAUCUGAAUAGAAAUAUUUUUAUCUUAAUGCCACCAUUUAACUGAAUUGGUGAUUAAACUGAUUUUUUCUAAAGUUAAUGAACUAUGUAUUAUAAAUUUUUGAGUCAAGUUUAAUUGCUGGAAUAAAUCAUGCUUCAGAGCAAUAUUGACAAUCUCUGUACAUAUUCCAUUUGUAUUCAAUUAUUUAGAUUGUUAAUAUUUGUUAUUCAGUAAUAUACUUAAUUGUAAAUAAUGACAAUAUUUGUGGAUUUUAGCAUAAAUUGUAAUAUUCAUUUUUUUAGUCAGUUAAUGAAUUUUUAAUAAUUGUA
Saccostrea echinata is the source of this 2053-nucleotide messenger RNA. Its product is annotated as tyrosine-protein kinase SRK2-like. Gene Ontology annotation, molecular function: ATP binding; signaling receptor binding; non-membrane spanning protein tyrosine kinase activity. Gene Ontology annotation, biological process: cell differentiation; innate immune response; protein phosphorylation. The coding region runs from base 50 to 1549 and encodes 499 amino acids. The record is from RefSeq and is a predicted model, not a curated record. NCBI's taxonomy places the organism in Eukaryota, Metazoa, Mollusca, Bivalvia, Ostreida, Ostreidae. Gene Ontology annotation, cellular component: extrinsic component of cytoplasmic side of plasma membrane. The transcript has 10 exons.